This is a messenger RNA of Carcharodon carcharias (great white shark), 3656 nucleotides long. RefSeq names its product ubiquitin associated protein 2a (gene ubap2a). Gene Ontology annotation, molecular function: protein binding. The record is from RefSeq and is a predicted model, not a curated record. Gene Ontology annotation, cellular component: cytoplasm; nucleus. The transcript is spliced from 28 exons. Lineage: Eukaryota; Metazoa; Chordata; Chondrichthyes; Lamniformes; Lamnidae. The coding region runs from base 146 to 3409 and encodes 1087 amino acids.
AUACACCCAUCACUCCUCUACCUAUUGCCGGUCACUCUCCACCGGGGCCUCUCCCUGGGAUUGAAAUCCAAGUCUCGGACUGGCAACCGCGGUUCUGACGGAAGGUCACCGACCUGAACCGUUAACCCUGCUCUACCUGGACCUGAUGAGUAUUUCCGAUUUUGUAUUUUGUACAUACCUUGUUUUGUAUAUACUGUAUAUGAUGACUUCGGUGGGUAAUGACCGAUCUCGUGGAACUCGGGACAAGAUGCAAAUUCAAACAUGUGCACAGAUACAGAAACCAGUGCAGGCUACAGCAGAACAGAUUCGACUUGCCCAAAUGAUCUAUGAUAAGAAUGAUGCAGAUUUCGAAGAGAAAGUGAAGCAAUUGAUGGAAGUCACAGGAAAGAACCCAGAUGAAAGCAUAGUUGCACUUCAUGACUGCAACGGUGAUGUGAACAGAGCUAUCAAUGUACUGCUGGAAGGAAAUUCAGAUACGACCUCAUGGGAAACUGUAGGCAAAAAGAAGAGUCUUGGAACUGGAAAAGAUGGCCUCUUAGAAAAUAAGGAAAACCGAGAGAAACGUGGAGAUAAAGUAAGUCGGGGUCGUGCGAUCUCUUCUAGACGAGGAAGAGGAAAUCGUGGCAGGGAAUACAGAAUUGAGGAAAAUGGAGUGGAUGUUAGCCCAGGUGAUAGACCUGCAGAACGAGGAAGGCGUGGCCGUGGCAGAGGAUUCAAUGGUCGUAGCAGAGGCAGGGCAGCAGGAAGAUUUUCAGCACAAGGCAUGGGAACCUUCAACCCCACAGACUAUGCAGAUUCUACAACAAAUAAUGGUUUUGGGGCAAUGUCAGAAAUGUGGGAAUCAGGCCAAAACAAUGGAACAGGUGCUUGGCAGAAUUCCAUGGAGGACUGGGUUACUGAAGACUGGAAUGAAGAUCAGCUUACAGAAACAAAGGUCUUUACAGCUUCCACUGUUGUAAGAAUGGACAACCAAAUCACUCCAGGACCAAGCACUGAUCUAGCAACAUUGCUUCAAAAACCCUCAACUGGUGCUGUAACAGAAACCAACUCGUGUGAAGCACCCCAACAGGCAAACCUCACUCAGUCACUGGUGUUCACUAAUUCCCAACAUGAUGAUCCAAAUUCAUCGGUGGAAGGAAACUCCAAUGCUGUGAAUUCCUACACUCAGAAUCUGUCGCCUGGGUUUGGGGAGCUUGCAGCUACAAAGAUUACCAACUCUUCAGGGUCCCAAUUACUUGAGCAGUUGAAAUCCUCUGGUUUGGUAGAGAUUGCUGCACAGGCUAGAAAACCAAGUAGCAACACUCAUUCCUGGGAAGCAAAAUCAAUUUCACAGUCAACAGCCCUGAGCCAGUUUGACCUCAAGACCCAGCCUGAGCCUUCACCUGUUCUGAGCCAGAUGACCCAACGACAGCAGCAGGCCUCUGAACCAGCAUUAAAUUCCUAUACCUCCCAGAUCAAGUUGAGAGAAUUGUCUCCUGUUGAAAGCACUACUGCUAAAAUGAUGCAACUGCUACCUAUCUCCACAGACAAUCAAAUAGCCAAUGCUCAACAGAUGCAGCAAAAGCAACUUAAAACACAAAGGCGGAAGAUACCAGCAUCUUCUAAAAUUCCUGCAUCUGCUGUUGAAAUGCCAGGAUCAACGAAUGUUUCUGAACUGAAUGUCCAGUUUGGAGCCCUGGAGUUUGGGACAGAACCUUCUCUGACUGAAUUUGGAACAGGAAGCAAGGAGACCAUCAACCAGACACAAAACCACUUGUUUUCAAAUUCUGUAAGUGAUUCGCUGUCACAGUUUUUGUCGAUAUCCAGUGCAGUUCAAGAAUCAACAGACCCAUCUGCUGUCAGCUCUUGCAGCUCAACAACUGCUCAGAUCACUCCAGUGACUUCAACGUUCGAUCAGAAUUCAGUGCACGGGAUAUCUUAUCAGAACUCCCUGGGUACAUCCCCUCAAAAGGAAGCUUCUUCUCAGAAUGGUCUUGGGACACAACAGGCACUUGAAGCUACAAUAUGUCCCACUGUGAAAUCGGCUGAGUCACAAUCUUUACAAAGUGUGAGUUCACUAUCCACUGGUGUAUCCACUGCUUCACUUCUGCCUACAAUAUCACAACAUUCUGCUAGCUUGACCAGCUUGAACCAGACCAUUGAAUUGCCCAGCAGCUCCCUUUCACAACUUAGCAGUUCUUUGCCAAACCACCAAAGCAGUAGCGUUCCUUCUGCUACGUCACUAGCUGCAAGUUCAUCACAUGUACAUACAAAUGUUGACAACAGUUUGCAGACUUCUGAAACUUUCUCCACUGCUUUGACAUUUACUACAAUCACCACGUCAUCAGCCAGUGUCUCCAGUAGCCUAAGCACUACAAACAGCCUUGGACUGAGUGCUGCGAGUGUAUCCAUGCCAACAGCUACUACACGAGCAGUUCCUACUGUGUCUUCAGGGAAGGCUCCGCCAAAUCUUCCUCCAGGUGUGCCUCCUAUUUUACACAAUCAGUACAUUGUUGGACCAGGGGGACUGCUGCCUGCAUACCCAAUCUAUGGAUAUGAUGACCUUCAGGUACUUCAGUCCAGGCUUCCUAUGGAUUACUAUGGAAUGGCAUUUCCUGCUCCAGCUGCAGCACUUGCAGGCAGAGAUGGAAGUCUUGCAAGCAACCCCUACUCAGGUGACCUAGCAAAGUUUGGCAGGGGUGACUCUGCUUCACCUGCACCAGCAACCACUCUAGCCCAGCCUCAACAAAAUCAGACUCAUCACACCACUCAGCAGGCCUUCUUAAACCCAGCUUUGCCACCAGGCUACAGUUACACAGGAUUGCCAUACUAUGCUGGUAUGCCUGGAGUACCCAGCACAUUCCAGUAUGGACCUGCCAUGUUUUUACCUCCAGCAUCUGCUAAACAUGGAGUGAAUAUGAACACUGCUUCAGCAGCUUUUCAACAGGCAGGUGGCUAUGGACAGCAUGGAUAUGGGACAGGUUAUGAGGAUUUAAACCAAGGGGGUGGAGCUGGAGAUUACAGCAAAGGUGCCUAUAGUGGGUCUACUCAAGCACAAACCAAAUCAGCUGGACCAGGGAAAGGUAUUUCGGUGAAUUCCACUAACAUCGUUCCUGAUAUGACUGGCUCAGUAUACAAGACUCAGUCCUUUGACAAACAGGGGUUUCAUGCUGGUACACCACCUCCAUUCAAUCUGCCAUCAGCACUUGGAGGAACCGGUACCCUAAACCCGGGUGCAGCUGCAGGAUAUGCCCCACCUUUUUUACAUAUUGUGUCAACUCACCAGCAGCCUCACUCCCAAAUGCUGCAUCAUCACCUGCAACAGGAUAAUCAGGGCGGAUCUGGACAGCGCAAUCAGCAGAGCAGCAUACCACAGAAGUCUCAGGUUAACAAACCCAACUAUGGCAGCUCUCCAUACUGGGGGAAUUAAGCUGAAAGCUGUUGCCUACUUCUUUUUGUAAAAGGAGGAAGAAAACUGGUUGGCCAAAUGUCUAUGUUAGGGGGUGGGGGGAAAGAAAAUCUUAACGUACCUUAAAUGUGACAGUUGCCUGCUUUGAUUUGCUGUUGUAUGUAAUAUAUUUAUGUAUGUAUUUGUAUAUGUAAUAGAGCCUAGAUGUGGUUUCUGCACUUGAAGCCUUUCUUCAUAGGGGAAGAUUAAUAAACUCUCAGUAACAAUG